ACCAAAUAGUCUGUUUUUCUGUCUGUCAGAGCUCUGAAUGGAUUUAUUUUCAAUCCUUCAAAAUUAAAGAUUACAUUAUUUAAUUUGUUGAUUAGUCCCCCAAACAGCUGCAUUUUAUGAUUGAUGAAGGUCAAUCAAAAAAGGAGAUUGGGUGGGGCUGCAUUUAAAAUGUUGGAUCCAGAUGUAGCCUGACUAUCUGUCUUGAGCCUCCAUGUAACCUUAAUAAAUGUUUUGUUUAUGACUCCCACAGGUGGCAAAGGUGAUGCCCAAGGACACGUUUUACUUUUCCAUACUGAGACAUCCUGUUUCCAUGAUGGAGUCUAUCUUUGUUUACUACAAAAGCAUUCCAGCCUUCAGAAAAGCGCACAGCCUGGACGACUUCUUGAAUACCUGCUGGAAGACUUACAGUUCUUCAGAGACCAGCAACCAGUACGCACACAAUGUCCUGGCCUUUGACUUUGGGCUUCCUAACAACGUGGAUCCAAAAGACCUGGACGAGAAGGCUGGUCAGGCAAUUGCAGCCAUAGAGCAGGACUUCCAGCUGAUUCUGAUUUCUGAUUACUUCGAGGAGUCCAUGGUACUGCUCAAGCACGUCCUCUGCUGGUCCCUGGAGGACGUGGUGUCGUUCAGGCUGAACAGUCGUAGUGAGUGGACCCAUAACAAAAUUUCACCCGAAACUGCAGAGCGGAUCAAGAGAUGGAACGCCUUAGACUGGAGGAUUUACCUGCACUUCAACACCACCUUCUGGACCAAAGUAGACCACCUCAUUGGACGGCAGAAGAUGAAGGCAGAGGUAUCACAGCUGAGGAUGUUGCAGGCCAAGUUAGCAAGAACCUGUCUCAAAGGCGAAGGGGCCGUUGACCCAUCAAAAAUAGAGGACUCUGACCUGAAGCCGUUUCAGUACGGAGCAGCUGUAAUCCAAGGAUACAACUUAAACCCCAACCUUGACACACAAAGCAAGAGGAAAUGUCAGAGACUCGUCACUCCAGAGCUGCAGUACACACAUCAGCUUUAUGCACGGCAGUUUCCACAAGCUUCUUCUCACUUCAGACUCCCCACUAAAACCGCCUCUUUCUCGUGGCGAAAAGGGAAAGAGUCUGAAACUAUCGUCCAGAGAUGAGACCUAUAAGGAAACAACGCUGGAGGAACCAAAUAACAAAACAGCUUAAUGAAAAGUUUAGUUUUUAUUUUGUUUUAUUUUAUUUAUUUAUUUUUG
Oryzias latipes (Japanese medaka) is the source of this 1216-nucleotide messenger RNA. NCBI's taxonomy places the organism in Eukaryota, Metazoa, Chordata, Actinopteri, Beloniformes, Adrianichthyidae. The record is from RefSeq and is a predicted model, not a curated record.